CUCGUUUAGGCCCAAACGUCAUCGCACUUAUGUUUAGAGAAUCGCCGUCAGUCGAAUAACUCGCGUCAGGACUCGAGAGACGACCACUGAGCUGAAAUGGCCGAUCAAAGAAGAUCCUCGUCCCUGUUGCUCACUUUCAUCGUCUACUUCUCUUUGUGGCCAACCACCACCACAGCAUCUGUCUUUCAACUGAAUCAAUGCUUUGAUGAAUGUCCGGCAAAUCAUUUAGUCUCCAUCUUUGAUUCGCCGUGUUCUGGCCGCUGUGAUACGCAUGGUUACUCCUACUACUGGUGCUACACCCAAGAUGGAUGGGGCUACUGCUCCCCAGGAGAGAACAUCGACUACGAAGGCAACAAGUGUCAAAGCACCUGUGCUCAGUAUUCGGAUGGUUACUCGUGCAAAUUGUCCACAGGACAUUGGAACACAUGUGCACCAGUGAAGCCAAAAGCACUGACUCAUAACACCAGGUAUAUAGAAAAGUGCAUUGACGACUGCCAGUACCAUGAAUCGGGAGAUUACUUCUGGUGUCACACUGAGAAGAGCUGGGAUUACUGCUCACCUCUACCAGACUACACCUACAGAGGUGAGUCUUGCCGCCAGGGUCACAGCUGUGGAACCAAUAGCUACAGUUAUAGCUGGUGCUACACUUCAUACCACGACGACUGGGAUUAUUGUGGAAUUAUCAGUCCCGGAGAGUGCAGCUACACCGACUCAUUCCGUAGAAAACGGCAAACCAAUAAUCCAAGUGUGCUCUGUACCAGGAGGGAUGAUGAUGAUGAUGAUGAUGAAGAAGGCAAGAGGAGAGUGACCUACUUCCUAGAAAAUAGGGAACGAAAUAACAUUGCCAGCGUCAACAAAAAGUUAUGCAAUGAAGCACUAGACUUAAUUAACAAAUGGGACAAUCAGAGAUUGAAUGACCAAUCCAGGUCCAACUUGAUUCGUUCGGCUAAUUUCCGCAUUGAUAACCAGGGACUGUGUAAAAUGAAUAAUCAGCGUUGUUACAACCUGCAAGUUCAGAUGAACAAGCAACGCAGUGCAGGUGAAAGCACGACUGUGUCACAUAUCGUCGUCCCUGUGGACACGUCAGCCGAGUACAUGCGACUGGCCUUCAAACUAAGUUUAGAGAAGCAGGCCAGUGUUCACGUCCAGGUAAAGGACGAAGCAGCCCCCACCUCAUACAGCAACCAAAGGUGUUGUAGGCGACGGAAACACUAGCGUCACUCUUCAGCCCUCGUCAGGAUUAGUCGUGUCAUUUUACCACAGGACAUCAAGCGAGAGGGGUCCAACGAUUCACGUACCGCUUGUCUCUGAAGUAAAAUGUGUACUUUUACUCCAGUACAUUUCCCUUAACCAUCUUUGUUAAUUGUUACUACAAAAUAAAAGUUGAGCUGGUGACGUGAUGCCUGUUUUGGUGCCAGUUUUUAGCGGCACCAGCUGUUAGCCGCUCAGCUGUUAGCCGCAGAUUUCGGCUCCAAGUGGACUUAAAACACAUCAGUGGCUCGUUGUUUACCGUGUCCGACACAGAGGCUCUGGUCUCCGGGUUUCUGUUGUAGUGACGGCGGUGUGUAAACUGCUUUACCCCUCCUACUUUUGGUAGUGGUAUAUCCUGUGGUAAAAGGUCCAUCUACUCGUGUGAGUAGGGUCAGAAACUGUAAACUGUCACGACCAAAUUGCUUGAAAAUCAGCCUGAAUUUGUGUCAUCUAAUCCCAACAUGAAUCGUCGUGAAACUCAACAUGAGUACAUUUUUAUUCUUCUUAACUUGAUCAACAAAUCACUUUGUACCAGACUUACUGUUAUUGUUGUAUUUUAAAUGAAGGUAAUUGCACCGUUUCUCAGUGAAAUUGUACUUUGUCUCAUUUUAUUUGUACGUUCACUCAGCAUAAUUGUGUUUUACCUCAAAGUAAAAGUACACACACUGAACAUAAUUGCAUUUUACUCAAUGUUAAUAAUUGGAGUGUAACUCAUUGUGAUUCUAUUUUCACUGCAUUGAUCUUCCUUGCCUAAAAUAAAUAAACAUUCACCAAAGCAA
Messenger RNA from Solea solea (common sole), 2030 nucleotides. RefSeq lists its product as uncharacterized. The record is from RefSeq and is a predicted model, not a curated record. The transcript has 2 exons. NCBI's taxonomy places the organism in Eukaryota, Metazoa, Chordata, Actinopteri, Pleuronectiformes, Soleidae. Bases 97 to 1215 code for a protein of 372 amino acids.